AUAAGUGUUAGACGGAAAGUUACCGUCCCCUUAGCGUUUAUUUUAACAUUAAAAGAAAAGAUACAUACUAUUAAACUAAUGGAGUAUUAACAAGAAAAAAAAGAAAGAGUAAAAUACGAAAGGUUCCUUAAGCAAGUUUAUAAAUAUUUAUAGCCAAAAACAAAAGCAAAACCAAAAAUCACAAGUAACCCCAAAAGAAAAAAAGCAAAGAGAGAGGAAAAGAAAAAAAAUGACGAAGACGAUGAUGAUCUUUGCGGCGGCGAUGACGGUGAUGGCUUUGCUUUUGGUUCCGACUAUUGAAGCACAAACUGAGUGCGUGAGCAAGCUAGUCCCUUGCUUCAACGACCUGAACACGACAACAACGCCGGUGAAAGAAUGUUGCGACUCGAUUAAAGAAGCGGUGGAGAAGGAACUUACAUGUCUCUGUACAAUCUACACCAGUCCAGGUUUGCUCGCUCAGUUCAACGUCACCACUGAGAAAGCUCUCGGUCUUAGCCGUCGUUGCAACGUCACCACUGAUCUCUCCGCUUGUACCGCUAAAGGAGCUCCAUCGCCAAAAGCUUCUUUACCUCCUCCAGCUCCAGCAGGGAAUACCAAAAAAGACGCCGGAGCUGGGAACAAGCUCGCCGGUUAUGGAGUCACCACCGUGAUCUUGUCUUUGAUCUCAUCCAUCUUCUUCUGAAUUCCUUUACCCGGUUUUAUUAUUAUUAGCUCAAUAAAUUCUCGAGAUUUGUUUGCUUUUGGCUUAACUUAUUUAAUAUUUAAAGAAAAACAAAAAGUAUUUUUUGUUCACAUGUUAUGUAUUAUCAUUGAUUCAUUAUUGAGUCCCAUGUUAGUAUAUUUACCGGUUAUAAUCGGACUCUAUCAUUUGCAUAUCUGAUUUGAGUGUGGAUCUGUGUUGUUAAUUGAUGUAAUCUUUAUUAUAUAAAUUGAAAAUGAAAACA
Messenger RNA from Arabidopsis thaliana (thale cress), 944 nucleotides. RefSeq names its product Bifunctional inhibitor/lipid-transfer protein/seed storage 2S albumin superfamily protein. Gene Ontology annotation, cellular component: plasma membrane. The record is from RefSeq and is marked reviewed. Lineage: Eukaryota; Viridiplantae; Streptophyta; Magnoliopsida; Brassicales; Brassicaceae. The transcript is spliced from 3 exons. The coding region runs from base 230 to 682 and encodes 150 amino acids.